AGAUACCAGUUGUUAAUAAUUAAACUUCAUCAACAAUUCAUUCACACUGGAGUAAAGUCUGUCAAUAAACAAACGAGAGAUAAUUUUCUGCAAUUCGAGAAUGUUAUGGCUGUGAUAAAUACAGAAUAAUGACUUUACUAACAACCGUAAUUGUCGAAAUAAUGUAGGGAAGCAGGUGUAUAUAAGACAAUAGAUGCGACACAUGUUUACACCAUACUACCAUAGUAUCAGAGACAUGACUCCUGUUUCAGUGUUAGGGUUUGUGAUCAUCACAGCUAUUUUAUGUAGAUGUACCACCGCACGUUUUGUCAGGCGAGAUUAUGAGACGAUAGUAACGGAAAGGCACGUGGAAGGAUACUGUUCUAGAAGGUACAGGACUUGUAUGAAGAAUGUAAAUGAGGGGGAUGUAAAACCGGUCACCAAAUCUGAUGGGAGUUUGUAUUUCCCGCCCGAUUUCUUCACAAGGGCAUGUGAAUAUUUCGCCACAUUCAGUGGUUGUUAUGAAAAAAUGAAAUCGACAUCAUGCGGGCCACGUUUUUCGAGGAAAGCAGUGAAGGGAUCGAAGAUCAUGUCCAUCAAAUUGUGUCGAAACGCAGACGCCAUAGACACUCUUAUUCACUGCUUGAAUGAUAAAUAUUUCUAUGAGGAAUACAUGCGCCCAGUUGAAGACGAGGAGGGUGGGAAUCGUUGCAAGGUGGCCAAGGAAAAAAUUCGGCAGGGUUUACGAGUCGCCAAAUACAAAUGUGGUGAAACUGAAUAUACCAACCUGAAAACAGUCGUGGAGGACUUUGGGAAUGAUUUCAUUACCUUAUUAUAUCCCGAAUCUGAUGAUCAAAGCUGCAUUAUUGACGUCAACACCCUUACCCCCGACAGGCGCAGGAGGGGCGUGGCCAGUACGACUAUGAAGAAAUUGAUGGAUGGAUGGAUUUUGUAA
Molecule: messenger RNA, 934 nt
Organism: Ostrea edulis (European flat oyster)
Lineage: Eukaryota; Metazoa; Mollusca; Bivalvia; Ostreida; Ostreidae
Exons: 5
Coding region: 194-934 (246 amino acids)
Source: RefSeq, a predicted model, not a curated record